UGCCAACUCUCAUAGAUACAGAGGCAGAAUCGGAAGCGUUCAGAAUCGAUAAGUUGUUACCGAAAAAAUCAUGUCUCGCUUAGUUCCAGUGGAUUAUUUUGAUUGGGGAUUUUUUGAUAGACAAAAGUCACUUUUUCCAAAGUUCAAAGGCAUUUUUAAUGAAAGUUUUGAGGAUUUUGAUAAGGAAUUGGAACAGAUCAGAAAAGAGAUGUUUCAGUUGACCCCUCUGGACUUUGGUGCUGGGUUUGACAAAGACCCUUUUGGUAAAGACUUUUUUGGGAAGGAUAAGGACUUCUUUGGAAAGGAUCCUUUUGCAGGGUUUGGUUCAAGCAUGUUAAAAGUAGAGAAACCUUUCAUUGAAGAUAUUUCCGGAAAUAAGAAAUUGAAUCUGAAAUUCGACUGUAGUCAGUUUAAACCGGAAGAAAUCACGGUAAAGACUGUGGACCGGAACUUAACAGUACAAGCUAAACACGUGGAGGAAUCACCUGGGAAGAAAAUCCACAGAGAAUUCACCAAGUCCUACACACUUCCGGAAAACAUUGACCCCAUGAAGGUCACUUCCACGUUGUCCGGAGAUGGCGUCCUAUGUAUUGAAGCACCUGCCCCCAAGAGUGUGGAGGUUCGCAACGAAAGAAUCAUUCCCAUUGAAAAAUUGGCAAUCAAGUAAUAACAUUUCUUUGUAAUGAACAUUGAGAGAACUGAGGCAAUUGAUUUAAAGUUUGUGAUAUUUUUACUAGGCAGUUAUACAGGAUAUUCAUGUUUACAUUGUCAUAUAAUUAAAAAGAUUCAAAUUAAAUGAUCUCCUGAUUAAACAAAUUCAUAGACCGCAAA
This is a messenger RNA of Saccostrea cuccullata (small rock oyster), 831 nucleotides long. RefSeq names its product alpha-crystallin A chain-like. NCBI's taxonomy places the organism in Eukaryota, Metazoa, Mollusca, Bivalvia, Ostreida, Ostreidae. The transcript has a single exon. Gene Ontology annotation, cellular component: nucleus; cytoplasm. The record is from RefSeq and is a predicted model, not a curated record. The coding region runs from base 71 to 667 and encodes 198 amino acids. Gene Ontology annotation, biological process: protein refolding; response to heat.